ACAAAUAACAGAGUAAGCUUGACCUAAACCUUGGACAAAUCAAACCAGUACCAGUUAAGCAUAUGAUCACUUUAAUUUCACUCUUGACCAAGAAAGAAGAGAGAAAUCCAAAUGAAUACAGGCAAAUGAAUAAAUAAAUCCCAACCGAUAAAACCAGAGUCAGUGGUUGACCCACUUUGACGCAAUCAAAGUCAGAACUGGCAAUGGAAUGGCUUGCACAGCAGAAUCUUCAUAACUUUCUCAGUAUGUUCUUGUGCUUUCGAUCCUAUCAAAGCCAAACUUCGACGAUUACAAGAAUUCAUACGAAGAAUUCUUAUCUGUUUCAUUAUUAAAAAGAGAAAAAAAAAACAAAACAGUGGUAUGAUCAUGUUUUUCUAAUUCGAAUAUCCUUCAUAAAGCUUUUCCUUUUUAACGAUCCCGAAGCCUCGUUUCCCUAAAAGACAACUAACGGCAGUAACUAUGUUUCCGUUUUUCAGUUACUACUGCAUCAUGUUCUUCUUCUUCUUCUUCUUCUUCCUCUGUCUUUCCCGCCCUUGCUUUCCCGCCAGAGCCUCACCAGACUUGUCAACUGCACUAACCGUCGAUGCCCACAACGCCACGUGGCAAGGCUUCGUCAGGUUCCUACAUGCCGGGAAGGGCACCCACGUCAGCGGCAUGUCGGAGCUCAAGACUUACUUCAACCGUUUUGGUUACCUCCCGACGCCACCGCCCAAAGAGGAAUUCGAUGAUAUCUUCGACACUCAAUUCGAAUCCGCCGUUGUUCUCUACCAGCAAAACCUUGGAUUGCCCGUCACCGGAAAGCUCGACUCCGACACCAUAUUGGCCAUCAUGUCGCCGAGGUGUGGCAUGAGUGAUCAUACCUCGCAUACCUUGCAUACGACGCGUCACUUCGCUUUCUUUAACGGUCAACCGCGGUGGUUCCGGCCGCCUCCGAUGACGCUAACCUACGCUUUCUCUCCAAACGACACGAUCGAUUACUUGAGCUCGUCCGAUAUUCGGGCGGCUUUUAGGCGCGCUUUCUCGAGGUGGGAGUCGGUAAUUCCGGUGAACUUCACCGAGACGAUGGACUACCAAUCGGCGAAUAUCCGAAUCGGAUUUUACGGGGGGGAUCACUACGACGGAGAGCCGUUCGAUGGGGUGUUGGGAGUGUUGGCUCAUGCUUUCUCACCGGAGAACGGGAAUCUCCACCUGGAUCUAGCGGAGAGGUGGGCGGUGGACUUCAAAUCGGAGAAGUCAAAGGUCGCAGUCGAUUUGGAAUCGGUGGCUACCCACGAGAUCGGGCAUGUACUGGGGCUUGCUCAUAGUUCGGUGAAAGAGUCUGUCAUGUAUCCGAAGAUUGGUCCAAGGACGAAGAAGGUGGAGCUCAAGAUAGACGACGUGAGCGGAAUUCAGACACUUUACGGGCCAAACCCUAAUUUCAAGUACAGUUCUUUGUUGGAGUCUGAAAAUUCUGUCAACCAAGCCAGUGGCUUGGAGAGAAGAUUCUCCAGGUUGACCCUUUCUAUGGGUCUGAUACUAUUACGUUCGUUUCUGGGUACAUCAUGAAAAUCUGUUUAAUUUCGUGUUAAAGUUACUGUAGAUCAAACAGUUACACUCAAAGGAAGCAUGGCAAAUUGGCAAUAAAUCAAUGAAAAAUUCUUUA
This is a messenger RNA of Juglans microcarpa x Juglans regia, 1642 nucleotides long. RefSeq names its product metalloendoproteinase 1-MMP-like. Gene Ontology annotation, cellular component: extracellular matrix. Gene Ontology annotation, biological process: proteolysis; extracellular matrix organization; collagen catabolic process. NCBI's taxonomy places the organism in Eukaryota, Viridiplantae, Streptophyta, Magnoliopsida, Fagales, Juglandaceae. The transcript has a single exon. Gene Ontology annotation, molecular function: zinc ion binding; metalloendopeptidase activity. The record is from RefSeq and is a predicted model, not a curated record. The coding region runs from base 460 to 1545 and encodes 361 amino acids.